CCUUUACCAUAGUGUGUCACCAAUUUUGAAUGCAUCAAUUUCCCAUAUUUUGACAAGUUUGGGUUAUUUAGUUCCCAACUUCUCCUGUCAAGUGGAGGGAGGGAGCUUACCUGCCAGUUCAACCAAGCAGACGACCUGUUUAGCCCACCAUGUACAUCAAACAGGUAAGCUAGCGGCUCGUACAUGCCGCCGACUAUCAAUGGCCUCACGCUCAUACAACUAGCUACUUUAACGACGUUAGACUCAAAGAUGUGUCAUGUAUUCCGAUGUUUAUUGGGAUUGUUGAUGUAAUAUGGUCUCAGAAAUGGGCGAAAACACUCCCACGUGGUUUGCAGAUAUGAUAGACACCCGAUGAAUCGUUGCCAAGGCUCCCCUAAACGGUAUUUGCCCAUCCUCCCUCCCAGAUGCUAAGCUAACGCUACAAGGCUAACGCUAGCUUUGCAGAAUAGUAAACUUUACAUUUAUGCCGCACUUUAGGAUUUUGCAUGCUUUUCGUCGUACAAAACGGGACAUUUAACAGCCUUUGCCUUUGUUUGUUGCGUUUAGUUCGUAACAAACACACGUUCAAGCUAAUGUACAGGAUUAAAUCACCCCAUAAAUAAGUGUAUGUAAAAGGCCUGUUAGCAGACCUGCUCCGUUUCAGAUCAUCUGUAGAUACUUGAGGCAAGCGGGAUGGGUAAGGGGGUUUAGGCAAUAUUAUUUGUGCAAACAAAUUUGUACAUCUGUGUGACGUGAAAUAUCAAUCAAAUGUAAUGUUAGGGAAGGAUCAUAUAGAGCUAUAUUGUUGUGUGUUUACUGUGCUCCCUGUCAUCCUGUGCAGGUCAUUAUCCAGGGGUUCCGAAGUUACAGGGACCAAACUGUGGUAGACCCGUUCAGUCCAAAGCACAAUGUCAUUGGUACGUUUCUUCUCAUUCAGGUUUUAUACAUCACGUCUGCCUCUUAGUCUGCACUGAAUUUUUGAGCCAAUAAUCGACUAAUUGUUAACAUUAAGAGUUUCUUUUUUUCUCUAUGCUUAAUGUAAGUGUCAAAGAAAUGAAGUAAUAACAUGGCUCUUGUCGGAGUCAUUACACCAAAUGAAAUUUGUUUAAGACUAGACUUGUAAUGUCAGUGAAUAUGGUAAUCUGUGAUUUUCCCUCCUUUGUGUUUAUUUCUAUUACAGUUGGGAGAAAUGGAUCAGGAAAAAGUAACUUUUUUUAUGGUAAGUGAGCAUCAAUUAUUGUUACCUAAUAUCAGUCAAGCAUUUUACCUAUUUGAGUGUUUAUGUGUUAAUAUAAUACCCUGGCUCCUAUCUGUUUCUAGCCAUCCAGUUUGUGCUCAGCGAUGAGUUCAGUCACCUGCGACCUGAGCAGCGUCUGGCCCUUCUCCAUGUGAGUGCUGGCAAAUGUCAGGCAAACUGCAAAUUAAAGCUGUUGUUCUAAGAAUAGCCCAUUAAUUCUGUGGGCUUCAUAGCUUAACAUGUUUACACUAAAAUGUUUGUGAAACUUCUUGUUUUCUAAGAAAUUUCAAAUGUCCUUAAAGAUUUAAUUGCAUUUCUAUGAAAUGUGACUUUUGGGGGAAGAACACAAACACAGUGGGAUACAUUUAAUACUGCAAGGCUCUUUAUGAAUGCAAAUAUUGAACUGUUGUCCAUUAUCUUUUUUCCUCCCUGGUCACUAUAGGAGGGAACUGGUCCUCGUGUCAUUUCGGCUUUUGUGGAGAUUAUAUUCGACAACUCUGACAACCGGUUGCCGGUAAUAUUUCUUUUCUUUUCAUCCUGUUACUUGUUACCUUUGAAGCUUACAGUCAACCUCCCAAGUGAGAUACUAUUUUCCCUUGGGUUUAUUACAAAUAUGUUUUGAUAUUUGUUUGUUGACAGAGCUACGUAGACGUGCUGGUUUGUGUUAUGCCAUUGUGAUAUGUCCAGAGACAAUCUGUUUGCAUAAAAUCGGAAGUCCAGUUUGAAUAUUCAGCACAUAUGUUCAACUGAUGGCACUCUUUGCUCUUCUGUGUCCAUUUGUGCUGAAUAACCCCCUUAAAAGAACCUUCUCUGUGUUGUCAGUCCUUGCCCCCAUUCAUAGUUUUACAUUAUCAGCCUAUUACACUGUCAUUUCAGAUUUAACUGUCUCCCUAAAUUGCUGACAACUGCUGUGCCCAGAGUAAGGACAGUGUUUAUUGUUCUGAUGAUGAACACCGGAUGUUUGCAGCACUUUGAGAUAGAGAGAUUGCCUCAAACUGGGCGUGAAACUGUAAUCAUACUGCCUGGUAAAAUGGUGACAUAACCAGGCAAUUCUCCUGCUGUGUGUGAUUCUCAUCUUGACCAGCAAUUAAUGUCUCCCCCCGCCAGAUUGACAAAGAGGAAGUCUCCCUUCGGCGCGUCAUCGGCGCCAAAAAGGACCAGUACUUUUUAGACAAAAAGAUGGUGACGUAAGUAUUGCUGUGACUGUCCAUGCAAUCACAGGAAAUAACAACUCUGUGAAUCCAUGUAAUCUCUUGUUUGAUGGCGUCUGUGAUUGUUGCAGUAAGAAUGAUGUCAUGAACCUUCUGGAGAGUGCCGGCUUCUCUCGCAGUAACCCCUACUACAUCGUCAAGCAGGGAAAGGUGAGAAAGGAGUGGGUUCCAACUUCACACUUGGUCAACACAGAGUUGUUUGUUUUUUAGAGUGAGUGUGAUGCAUUGCAGCAUUUUAGCAAGCCUGAGUAUUGAGAGACUCUGGCUGGAUGUCUAGGCUUGUUGUGUCAGCUAUACGAUAUAAUCUGGUCCAAGCAGGGGUUUUGGUUUGAAAUUGACAUAUGGCAGUCAUACUAAUUGCAUAUGUCAGUGAAAAAUGAACAGCAGGUUAUUUCAUCGCGUUUCUUUUUUUCACAUGUGUUAUGCAGAUCAACCAAAUGGCCACAGCGCCUGACUCUCAGCGUCUGAAGCUGCUGAGAGAGGUGGCAGGGACCCGUGUGUACGAUGAGCGCAAAGAGGAGAGUAUUUCUCUUAUGAAGGAGACAGGUACAAACUCAUCAUCAGAUUUCUUGUCUGGACUUAUGUUUAUUGAUAAUUACUUUUUUUUCCAAUAAGCAUAAGAUUUACCAUCAUUUAAAGAGCAGAAUAUUCAGGCCAUGUUACAGGAGGAAAAAUUUUGGGUUUUUGGGAUAAAGUCAAAAAGUAAUGAGAUAGUCAUACAUUGACACGAAUGAAGAAGUUCUUUCUCGAGAAUAGUCAGACAUUUGUUCUGGUAACUGUUAUGACAUGAUUUUUUACAAAGUCAUGAAUUUACAGUAAAAUAAAGUUGGAAAUCAGAAACAAUAGUCCUUUUUUUGAGCCGUGGUUUGCCUCCAUGUUUUUUAAGGAGGAGAAUAGAAAAGCAGCUCACUGUUUGUACUCGAACAGGGAAUGUGAAGCGUCUAACUUUAGGUGUAGGUUUCAUAGGUGACAGUAUUCGUAAUCUUGCAGCACACCGCCAACACAUAGUUGUCAAGUAUCAUGUUCUGAACAGGUUGAGUAAGAAACUGGGUCUAUUAUGUUGAAGAGCAGGCUAAUAGUCAGCCAGUGCAUACUUGUGCAACCGCUGUCAAUCCUCAGCUGUAGCAAUGAACUCUACCGUAUGGCAACUUCACAAGAUGAUUAACUGUCCUCAUUUUAGUGCAGGUGACUGCUGCUCCUCUCAUAUCUUUUGACAGAAUAUAUGAGUUGAUUUACACAAUCUCUCUGUAAUUAUGAUGUUUUUUUCAAAAAAUGAUAUUUUUUAUGUUGACAUCUUUGUUCUUGUAAAUUUUUGACUCAGAUCUUUUAAUUUAUAACAACUUCAUUUCAUCAUCUGGCAUAAAUUUGAAAGAAUCAAUCCCAAAAAGAAUUCUCUAGUUGUUGAGGCUGAAAUUUCAUUUAAAAAAAAAACAAAAACAGUCUGAUGUAUGUCUUCUUCAGAGGGAAAGCGAGAGAAGAUCAAUGAGUUGCUGAAGUACAUUGAGGAGCGUCUGCACACUCUGGAAGAUGAGAAAGAGGAGCUGGCUCAGUACCAGAAGUGGGACAAGAUGAGAAGAGCCCUGGAGUACACCAUCUACAACCAAGAGCUGAAUGAAACCCGGGCCAAACUGGAUGAGGUGACCAACUCAAGAAAUUAAGGGAGGGGGGGCUUUGGUCAAACAAAGAAAAAGUAGGUCGACUGAAGUGACACCCAUUUAUUAACCUAUCAGUUGGUCACAUGUAAAUAAAGCCCCUAAGAACUGGUAUGAUGAGGUGGCUGAUGAUGGCUCUGGGUAUGGACAUGUUUACAUUCUGUUAUCUGUUCAGUACCACUGUAUACUCAAGAAUUGAAAUGGUCAUCUUUUGACAUUGCCCACUAUCAGUAUUUCUUUGCUGUUUGACAGUUGAAUGUCUCAGCUGAAUUAUUAUUAUUUUUUUGUUUAAAAAAAAAAAUAGGAAAAGGCACCUUGUCCUACUUUUUUUGAUAGUGUGCUGUGUUGUAGUAAUGACAUGUGAUCACAGCACUGUAACAAGACUAUUUUGACAAAGCCCGUAUACAAUAUGGCAUUAGAAAUUUUAUUUGUCUUGGAUUUUUAAGGUAAUGCUACACAGGACCCACUUAUUUCAGCCUGCACCGUGUAUUUUCCAAAUAAAGAUGUGUGCAUAUCAAACCGUCUAUCCCCAGACUACCAAACACACACACAAACUCAUGCUUACUAUGAUUAAAUUAAACAAUUGAUCGUCUUUGCAUUGUUAUUGAGAAAAUUAACAAAACCCAAUCUACUUUGACUUAAUGUUUGUACUUUUUUAAUAGCUAGUUUAGCAGAUUUUGUAAUGGUAAGAUUUUGAAAGUGUACUUUAAUGAGUAUGACUCCACAGAUGAAAACUAGGAUUUACCACCGCAGCGCCCUCACAAAAUUAAUACUCUCCAGGGUUUAACACAGCUGAAUUUUGUGUUGUUUUUUUCCAGCUGUCAAGCAAGAGAGAAACCUGUGGAGACAAAUCCCGACAGCUGCGUGAUGCUCAGCAAGAUGCUCGUGACAAAGUAGAGGUAAAUAAUUUCACUAGUUAUGAAACACAGCUAUGUGUGGACACUUGUAAGAAUAUUUACUAACUAAUCAUAAUUUGAAUUAUAAUUUACCGAGGUCAUUCACAUUUUUUCAAGUGUAAUUUGUCCAUCUAUUUUACAUCAUGACAGAUUAAAUGGGAUGUAUGUCUUAGUUUUGUCAACUAUACAGGUAUUUUGCUGGGAAUUGAUAAAUCAUGUCAAUGUGAUCUUAUAAAAGAAAAAAUAUGGAUAUUAUUUCAGUACAUAACAGUUAAAAGGAGUUAAGUAAGGGAGUGGUUUCUUAAUCAGUAAAGAAGUAAGUCGUUGUAUUAGUUGUCUUUGAAUUCAGUCACAGCUAGUGUCUUUGUUUUGGCUCCCUUUCCAUAGGAGACAGAGCGCGUUGUGCGUGAGCUGAAGUCCAAAAUCUCCGCCAUGAGGGAGGAGAGGGAGCAGCUCUCUGCCGAGCGCCAAGAGCAGAUCAAGCAGAGGACCAAGCUCGAGCUGAAGGCCAAGGACCUGCAGGACGAGCUGGCAGGCAACAGUGAACAGAGGGUACGGAAGCCUCCCAUCUGCGUCACUCUGCACACGUGAUGCUGCACCAACAACACCACCACCCUUUCUCCUUCUCUGCACCAUCAGUCUGUGCAGAGAGGGAUGGUAGUGUUUUUUUAAUACACAAUCUUAUAUGAUCUACAUGUAUGCAUGACUUACUAUUCUAAAUGUCUGAAUGUAUUUCCACAAGAUCUCGGUCCAAGUGUGAUUAGGCUCAUGCAUAAGCAUCAUGUAUACAGGAUGCACUUAAAGAUUAAAACAGUGUAAUUUUACAGAACAUAUUUAAAAUUCAGGGAUGUGGUGAUUCUUUAUAAAUCCAGAAUUCUGGGUUUUCUGACCUAAAAACCACUAAGUUGUGAAUCAUGGAUCCAGCACAUGAAAAGAUUUGUAAGAAAAGAAGGAGCCAAUAAGUUGCGUAGCCUAAUAAGGAGAAUUUUAAGACAUCCCUGUUAUUGUGAUUUUAUAAGACUUGAUAUCAUAAGUAUCCUUGUCCAUGUUUGGGCUGUGCUUUAACUUAUUUGGUUGUUUUGAAGUGGUGCUUUUUGUGUUUAUUACGAGGCCUUGAAUGCUCUUCACUGUUAGCUGCCUGCUAAUGACCCAGCAAACAGAGUUGUGCUGUGUGUGCUAAUUCAAUGUGCGUUUUGGUUUCAGUCAGCACUUUGUUCAGAGGGUCUUCAUAGAGAAAACUGUAACCAGCUUCAAUGUCACUGAGGUUGAGGACAAGGUUGUGUCGAAAACUGACUUUAGUUGGCUGUAUAAUGAUGAUGUUGUUGUGUUUUGUUGCCCAGCAACAUAGCAUGUCACUCCAUUUUCCUGACGAGGAUGUGAAAGGAACAACACAAACACGUCUUCAUUACAUGAACUGUGCAUCAUGACUUUUUGUCCUGUGCAGAUCAGAGGAGAAACUAUUACAUCUGUACGAUAAAACUGUUGUUCACUACAAAGCAGAUGAAACAGCCGGACAGGUGUUGGCUAGAGUUUGCAAAAACAAAACCAAGAUAAGUUGAAAUUACUGGGAAAUUAAACCCAGAGCAGCAGUCAAUCAGGCAGCUCGACAGUCUGUUGUGUACUUUGACGCCUUCCACUCAAGUGAUGGCUGUUGGUCAAAGCGGUUUUAGAUAAGGUGGUUGGUGAAUGUCUUGACAGCCUACUCUGCAGCUGAACUAAAAAUUAUCAGGACACACACACAUGAUGAUGUCCUUGAAACCCCUAUGACAAAUGAGGUUUUGUUCCCAGCUGAUUACCCCUUAAACUUAUCAAAUUUAGUCGUCAACCAAUGAAACAGUCUUGAUCCAUUAGCAUUUAGUUGUUGUGUCUUAUUCCCUACUCAGACAGGAACUUGGUCUCAUGCUGCCGCCCAGUCUUUGCAUUUGGUAGCUGACAGUUUAAGUGCACAUCCUUUCAGCUGAAUGUUACUGGUCCAAUAGUGAGCUGAAUUGAACCACAACAGAGGAAGCUACAGCCUCCUAUCAGACUCUUUGCCAUCAGCUACACGAUACAUCAUUGCUGGCUCAGACUUGUGUGUACAGAGCUGGCACUGAGAGCUCUCCAUAUGGCCAUGUGUUCAGUGUGUGUUUGUGUGCACGUGUGGGUGCGGAGAUGAUAAUCAUACAUAACGGCUUUAUUGGCUCAGUCUGCGUGUGAAUCGAGAUGGGUCCAAGGCAGCAUGCUGGCUGUUGGUUGGAUUAAGUCCACCUGGUCCCAACUGGCACAGAAUCAGCCAAAAGUUAUUGGAGCAAAAUGAAAAAGCAAAGAGAGCAAAACUGCGUCACUAGCUAGCUAGCUGCUGAUGGUUCUGUUUUGAGAUGGCCUUGAUAGCAGUGGAAUAUGGGGGACAGGAGAAGUUUCCAUCACUAUCAGAUCACGUCCCGUUAUUGCCACAGAUACACAGAGACAGCUGUCUGAAUGAGUAGUUGUUCAGAUUUCAGAAUAGAUUUCAUGAAUCUGAAUUUACUGGACAGAGAUUGAAGACUGAAAUCUUGACACAAAUGUUACAUGGUGAUCGCUACAUGGACGUUACCCUUAGCAUUUGUAUUUUCCAGAUUUACAUUCAUUUAUAGUAGGUGAUAUGGCCUCAAAUCAAUAUCACAAUAUAUUGAGUAGUUCACCUCGAUAACCAUAAAUGGACAAUAUCUACUUCACAAGCUGCUCACCCCCUCCCACAUUAACUUCGUCUACUCCAGCCGCUUCAACUUUUGAACUGUCCUCCAUCUCCUCACCUGUCUUUCCCUCUUUGUUAUGGACUGGAUGGGGUGGAGUUAUGUCUCUGAUGUGGGACAGCAUCUUAAAGGGACAUGAGACCAUAGCCCACCUUCACACAUCCAAAACUAACUUUCAUUUAUUUAUUUUUUUUGACACCGAAUAAACCGAUAUGGGCAAAAGGAAGUCGGUUUUUGUCCUAAAUUUCGGUAUUGGUAAAUUUUCGGUUUAUCAUCCAGCCCUAACUUACAGUCAUGAGCAUUUUGAGGCAAAAUAUUAUUCAAUAGUUACUGGGAACUAUUUAGUACUAGAUCAUGUGGUGUGCGUGUUUUCAUUCUGCAGUCAGAUAGACUACAUGCACAGUCUCCGCAUUUUAUACCAAAUCUUAUAGCCCUACAUUUCCAUGAACUGUCACCCUUAAGUAUAAAGACAUAAGCAGUACACAGUAGAGGACAUUAUCUGUAGAAAUACUUCCCAAGUAUAAUUCUCAGUUAUACUUCCCAUGAAUAUUUUUCAUAGUGUAAAAAUAGUUUGUGCAUGAAAGGUAUAAAAUAGGAAAUUUCAAUAUAGAUAUUUUUACUUUCUGAAAUAGCCCCUCUGUCUGUCUCACAACAGCUCACGUCAGGCUGUAGAUGAGCUGUGUUAUAUUUGUUUCAGUUCUUUCCUUUAUGAUCUUGUCUCUCCAGAAACGGCUGCUGAAAGAGCGUCAGAAGCUGUUGGAAAAAAUCGAGGAAAAGCAAAAAGAGCUGCAGGAGACUGAACCCAAAUUCAACAUGGUGAAGGAAAAAGAGGAGCGGGGCAUAUCUAGGUAUGGAUGACUCAUUCUCAGCUACGGUCCCUUGAGCAGCAGACAUAAUCCGAUGAGUCAGUCAUUACAUUUUGAAUACAUUUUGAUAGCAGUAGAUCAAGAGGUGGUUACACAUGAGAAAUUUAUGGAUUCCCUUUGAGUAGUUUCUGCAGAGUUGCUGCAAACCUCAGGAAUCUUAAACCACAUGAAGGUGGCCUUGAGAAAAUAGUUUCAGUUAUUUUCCAAAAGCUGAGUUUUGAAUUUUUUGACAGAAGUGAAACCGAUGAUUUCUUUUGAGUCUCUUUGUACAUUACUAUGAGUCACCCAUAUGAUACAGGGCUGCAAAUGAUCAGAGCAGCAGGCCCUUAGGUUGAGAAAGUGUUUAUGAUAAGAAUUUAGACCAAUUCCUGUAAGAACUUAAAACUGAGAUUGAAAAUGUGUAACCCCCUCCUUGCUUAUGUCUCCCACCAGACUUGCUCAGGCUACACAGGAGAGGACAGACCUGUACGCCAAGCAGGGCCGAGGCAGCCAGUUCACCUCCAAGGAGGAGAGGGACAAGUGGAUCAAGAAAGAGCUUAAGUCUCUGGAUCAGGCCAUCAAUGAUAAAAAGAGGCAGAUCGCAGCCAUCCACAAAGACCUAGAGGACACAGAGACUAACAAGGAGAAGAACCUGGAGCAGUACAAUGUAAGGCAACUCAAAACAGGUCCACUACAUCUGCACCAGUUUACCAUGAAGGAACAGUUUGGUUUAGUGUUUUCAGGAUCAGUGCUAGGGAUAGUUCCAGUAUAGGACUGGAGGUGGUACAUGUUGUUGCUACUGGAAGCCACCAGCAACUGAAAACACACUUCUAUAAUAAUAUAUUUUAGUUAAGUUUGGAUAGACUUCUAAAAGAGUCAGGUAUUUGCUAGUCAGUAAUUUAGUCAUUUCUUUUUUAAUGUAUCAUUUUCUCUACAUUAUAUGUCAUGUAGUAACAGGUUGUGUGGUUGAAAUCUUCUUCUAUAAUAUAAAAUACAGAUAACAGUGCUGUGAUUGUUAUGUGGAACAGUGUGUGUGGUUUAUCCAGCAGACUCCACAGUGAAGGAUCUCUUUUAAUCAAGGCUUUUUCUUGUGUUUUAACAUAAGCCCUUUACUUCUUUGCUUAUCUUGCGUUCAAUCAACUUGUCUCUUACAGAAACUUGAUCAAGAUCUGAACGAGGUCAAGACCCGCGUUGAGGAACUGGACAAAAAGUACUAUGAAGUGAAGAACAGAAAAGAUGAGCUGCAGAGUGAACGAAAGUAAGACCCUUGAUUUUUUUUCUUAUCUCUGACUGUCUCUUUCACCUCUCAAUUCAGACAUGAUUGGAUUUGAAGGAGAUCCUUUUUAGCAGUUAGUUUUUGCACAGUCUCGUUCACCUGAUUUGGACAAGUGUUCAACAAAUCAAGCCAGCAUCCUGCUGCCUGAAGCUCAAAGGUUGAAUCUUUUGCCCUUUUGUUUGACAAUAAGCUGUUUCUGUGUGGCAUCCUGUAGUUACACACCAGAUUAUUGUUGUCUCACUCCACCUAAACAAGGAGUUUUAUUGAUAUAGCAGAGGAUAAUCCUUCAGGCGACCUGAUGCCAAACACCCUUUUGCUUAUAAAAAUGUCCUUCGGAGUGAGUAAUGAAAGAUUUGUCAAGACAGCUGUUCCCUGCCUCUUCCUAAAAUGACAAACUGAACAACACUUCAUUUGAGCAUCUCCAAACAUUAAUUGUACUUGCAUACUGAGGGCAAUAUGUGCGUCAGUGUAGACACCAAUGACAUUGUGUGUGCGUGCGUGCGUGCGUGCGUGUCUGUGUGUGUAAUAUUGAAUCUAUCAUGCAUCUCCCAGCUCACCGUAAUCCAUUGUUUGGCUGCAGUGGGUGAAAAGGUAGCUCAACGAGGGCUUUGAUUGGAAGAAUAGAACAUGCAGCCCACACAGCUGCAAGCUGUUGGGACUCUGUGAUCUACAAAUACUAAUAUCAAAACUGAAUGUCAUAAUGGAAUCAAGAGGGGUGCUGUUUUGGCAGUGACAUUGUUUUCAUUAUACAAAUUAUGUUAUUUGACAAUAGUUAAGCAAAUCUGUGUGCCACGAGGUUAAUCAUCAGUGUUCUCAAUCUUGGAAAAAAAAAAUGUAAAUGAUAUGAAGUCAUGUGAAAAUGAAAGAGCACCACAUCUGCUAUUUAUUUUCAAAUGCUCUCGUGUAGGGCUGCACGAUUAAUCGAUUUUAAAUCAUAAUCAGAUUAUUUGAUGAUAACGAUGCUAAAAAAUUAAAAUCAUCAAAUCGAUUUUCUUCUCUAUCAUGUCUCGCGCCUCCAGGCCACCGUAGGCCUGCACGUGUCCGGCCAAAACGACCUUUAUACACAUUCUCCGAACUCUUCUUCUGUCUUUUGUGCACUUCUUCGGCAGUGUUACAGCACCACUUACUAGCUUGGCAUAUGUACUUCAUCAUUUUCAGUGGUUUCAUUUUAAAAUAUGAUAGAAAAACGUAUUAUUUCAGUGAAGUUUGGUGAAGUUGUAACUGAAUAAAAAAUCAAAAUCGAAAAUCAAGUUUUCAGAGAAAAAAUCUUGAUUUUAAUUUUUGGCCGAAAUCAUGCAGCCCAACUCACAUGCAUAAUCUUUAUCAGAGGUCGAAGAGCCACACGUGUUUCUUCUCAUCACAAUAUCCCACCCAAAAAUACCAUAAAGGUGUCACUUUUUUAUGUACUGUGUCUCAUGGUUGGUGUUUUUUAGUUUCUAUUUUCUAUCACAGACUGUUUCUCAAGUGUCCUGGCUUCCUGUACCAUAAGUGUAAUGUGCCAUUGUCUAUACUUGUCCAGCUACCUGUGGCGUGAGGAGAACGCAGAGCAGCAAGCCCUGGCAGCCAAACGAGAGGACUUGGAGAAAAAACAGCAGCUCCUUCGAGCGGCCACUGGCAAGGUCUGUGUCAUUGUGCAUGUCUGUGUAAUUAUUGUCUUGCAUAAUGUAAGUACAAGUCACAUAAUGAGUCUGUACAAAACUGGAAGAUGAAUCUGUGAAACGCUAAUCCUCUUUCGUGCACACUCUCCUUUAAGUGAAAAACUUGUGCCUCUCUCUUUAAAUGAGCCCACCUUAACACUGCGAUAGACUCACUUUAUGACUCAGCCAGUUGUCAAGACAGGUAUAUCAAAAGGAAUCAUUCAUCUACCUUGCUGCUGGCACCUUAUCACAGUGUGCUAAAUUUACAUACGACUCACUCCUCUCGGCCCGGUCUGCAACUGCCAGUCAUUUCUCCUGGGCAGAAACAUCAAUCCAAUAUCAUUUCUGAAUAAUGUGCUGAGAUUAAAGGAGGCUUCACGGGCAAAUGUCCCGCAUUUAUUUCUCUUCUAUCAGUCCUGGGUGACUCAUCCUGUCUCCAGCCCUUUAUCGACCCCCUCCCGGUCAUCUCUCAAAUUUAUUUCAACAGCUUGCAUUUCAUCUAAGGAUGCACAAUCCACCUUUCCUAGUUCUGAUACCGAUACUGAACCGAUACUGAUGCAAGCAUUACAUUAACCUUUAAUUAAAGGUUGAGACUAGAAAUAAUAUUUUGGCAACAGCAAGCAUCUAUAACUUUGUCACCCAGAAUGAUACAAAUAACGCUUCUCUGAUUGACUUUGACACAGUUAAGAAGAACUUCAUUCAUCCCCAAGGGAGAUGAAUCAAUAGAAAUUCAAUACAUAUUGAUUAUUGAUAACGUUUUAGUCAUUAAUUUUAGUCAAAGAAAUAUUUUCUGUUCUUAAAACCAAUUCAAUUAAUCAAUCAGAAAUUAGUAUCAAGAUUGCACUUGUGUUUUAAUCUGAGGAUUUUUUACUAUCUUGACACUUUCAGUUGUGUAUUACCUGGAUGACUUACCUCAGUUGGAAUAUAAGGUUUAGAUUAUCCCAAAUUGCCUUGCUGAUGUGUAGGACUACAACAACGACGAUAGGGCUACGACUUUUUUCAAUAAUGAAAAAAGUCGACAAUGAAUUCCAUUGUCAACUUUUGUCGCCAGAUGUGUUUUUUCCAGUGGAGUGAGGCAUCGUACUUCAUUAUGAUCUCUGCCGAGAGUCACACAUGCGCAAUAGCGUCUCCACCGAGCGAUAGGGUAAUCAAACAUGGCGGAACCGGCGUCUCAUAGAGCAGCUACAAGUAUGUGCUUAAAAACCUCCAAAGCUUGGGAGCACUUUAGCCUGGAUAAGGUGAAAAUAAGAAUAACUUGCGAAGUUUGCAAAGCAGAUCUUGCGUAUCAUGGCAGCACAUCGGUGAUGCACGAACAUUUGAGGAGAAGGCACAUAAUUAUCUGAUUAGUCAACGAAUUAAUUCAAUUAUUGGUAACUAGUUGACUAUUAAACUAGUCGUAGUUGCAGCCCUACUGCUGUGCUGUACCUGAUGAUCUGCUGAGGUAGUAUGAAGGGAUGAUCCUUACUACAAGUCUAACAUUCUCCGUGUGGCCCCUACGGUAGAGAUUAUUUUCUUUGAUGUGUUUUUUCUAUGGGGUGGGGUGGGGGGAUAGGCCCCAGACCCCAAUGUAUUUAAGCCUUGAAAACGCCCCUGAACAGGUGCAGAGCAGACACUGAGUUCACUGCUCUCUCAGCUCAUCUUCACUGAUUUAUAAAGAAUCAUUAUAACGUCACAAUCUUAGAAAAUCAAGGUAAACUGCUCGAAACAGGAGCCUGCGUGAAGACCGGAGACAAAUGGAUGUUACAUUGAUAAAAACUCGUGAGUUUUAUGAGAUUUAGUUCUUGAAAAUAAACUCUUCAAGGACAAAUCUUACCUCUGUCAACAAAUUCUGUGCUUAUAGAUACUGUGUUGUUCACUUUCACUAUUUUGUGGCCCUGCAGGCGAUUCUGAAUGGCAUCGACAGCAUCAACAAGGUCCUUGAGCAUUUCCGUCGGAAGGGCAUCAAUCAGCAUGUCAUCAAUGGUUACCACGGCAUUGUUAUGAACAACUUUGAGUGUGAGCCCGCCUUUUACACCUGUGUGGAGGUGACAGCUGGUACCAGGUAGGGGUUGUUGUUUGAAUCUCCACUGCCAGCUUCCUCAGACAUUUCUCUUUUUUUUGUUGCAAUAAAACAUUUGAAGCAUUACAAAAUGUCCUGAUAUAAAAACAACAGUCGCUCCUCUUCUUGUGUGGUGAUAUAAUCAGUGUUUCAACCAUUUUACUGUGUUCAGCUGCCCCUCUCUUUCCACCAUUUGCCUUGGGACAUAGAACUUGUUGUUUGAAUCUUCUUUAGUAAUCUGAUCUAACUUUUUAUCACAAAAAGGACUUCUGUCUACUUUUUGGAUCAUAUGUUUGAUCACCAAGUACUGACACAGGUGUUUGUUUACAAGGCUGCAGCUUUCAUGGAUUGAUGGAUGGAUGAAGUUACUUCAUCCAACCUGCUGUUUCAGUGAUCUGGUCAUUCAUUGUCAUCCUCUAUCUGGCGACCUUCCUGUUUUCCAGACUUUUCUACCACAUUGUCGAGACUGAUGAGGUCAGCACCAAAAUACUGAUGGAGUUCAACAAAAUGAACCUUCCUGGAGAAGUCACAUUCCUACCUCUGAGCAAGUUGGACGUUAGGGACACAGCCUACCCAGAGACCAAUGUAAGACACACACAGGGAUCACAUCUGGUAGUUUUGUACAAAGCAAAUGUGGACUGUCAUCAAACUAACGUGGCUCACUCUGAAAAUAGCGUUAUUUUUAGACAUUAGAAGUAUGUUAAAACCAAACCCUUCUGUUUAACAGCAGUGAACUUGCUCAUACUUAAUGAUUUGGUCCCUGAGGGAAAUGUAGUUUCUUUUUUUUUCUUGUUAUUCUAACAUAUAAUUAUUGUUACCACUGGAGUGUCUUUUGUUCUCCUGCCUUGUUCAUAAUUAUAUGUUCUUGACUUCCAAGGAUGCUAUCCCCAUGAUAAGCAAGCUGCGCUACAGCCCCAACUUUGACAAGGCCUUCAAGCAUGUGUUCGGAAAGACCCUAAUCUGUCGAAGCAUGGAGGUGUCCACUCAGCUGGCCAGAGCUUUCACCAUGGACUGCAUCACUCUGGAGGGUAAGCUCACCUGUGACUUACAGCAGAGUUCAUACCUCAAUGCAGGGGUCGACAGUGCGACCGUUUCACUCACAUUUGCGACUAAAAACAGAUGUGUGCGAAUUGUAAAAUGUAUUAAGGGGCACAUGUGCGCAUAAAGAAAGAUCAGCUGAGGCAACCAAUGUUUUUUUCAUGUAAACACCGCAGUGAAGUUAGUUUUAGGUUGGACAUCAGACAGGCAGUCACAGCGGGUUUACCGGUGUCUUCUCACUCUCCAUAACAGAGAAUAGCAACAACAGUGCGGUUAAAUCUACUCGGCAUCCUCACUGUCAAUGUCGGGUGUUGAGUAAGGGACCAUCACCAGUUGAUAUUCUCAAAAAAGGCUGUUUUCUUUCAAUAGCUUCAUGUCGUGACCAAUUGACCUAAAAUUGAUUUCAUUUUAUAGUACUUAUGUUGACCAAUGAGACACACAUUAUUCCAUCAAUUUUGUGAAAAAAGUUAGUAUCAAGCCCUGCCUCAAUGACAGGUUUGGAAAAGAACGUGGUGGCUGUGAUGGGAAAAAAAAGUCGUCCAUUAAAUGAAAAAUGUCUUCCAAACUUGUUUAUUGGCAGGUUUGUAACAGUACUGCUCCUAAUCAGUCUACUUAUAGAUUUUGUAGUGGUUCCCUUCACGGCUCUCCCCAGGCAUAUCUGAUGUUGACAGUAACUACAGAAUAUGCAUUUUCAUGUUGUCCGCUUGUUUGUUCCUUAUAUGAGGAAAUGAAACUAGAGGGUGUCCCUGUGACAGUCCUAGUUCAGAGUAAAGGGGUAAGACAAAGGGGAAGGGGAAAGAGUGACAUUUGGCCCUUUGUCAAUCCUUCACUAUAGAUUACAUUACAAUGUGUUAUGACCUUCCAGGUGACCAGGUGAGCCACCGUGGAGCUCUGACAGGAGGUUACUAUGAUACCAGAAAGUCUCGUCUGGAGCUGCAGAAGGAUAUGAGGAAGGCUGAGGAGGAACUGGGAGAGCUGGAAGCCAAACUCAAUGAGAACCUUCGCAGGAACAUUGAACAUAUCCUUUCUUCUCAAACAGACGGUUUUUUUUCUCUGCAGUAG
Xyrichtys novacula (pearly razorfish) is the source of this 15582-nucleotide messenger RNA. Lineage: Eukaryota; Metazoa; Chordata; Actinopteri; Labriformes; Labridae. The record is from the annotation of a GenBank genome assembly.